UCUUUGCUGAUUCCUACUUGCCGCUCCAUUUCCUAUUGCGACUGCGUAACAACUUGGAGACCAUAACUAGAAACGAAAUUUUAGUACUAAUUUACCUAGUCAUUAGAGUAGAGCAUUUCGGAAUCAACAGUGUGUUCAUUAAAUAUAUUAUCAUUCCACUCUUUGUCAAUGUGAAUUGCAAAGGAACACGUGUGCAGUGACGUUUCUAGGUUCUUAGGUUAUUUCCCUGUAAGAAGAUUGUCAUUUUUUUAUAGUGAAAACCAAUUUUUUGCGAAAUGCAGCGUAGUGCAUUUAGAAUAGUCAAUUUCCAGCUAUCCCAAAAACGUUAUUACAGGAAACACAAUGUCAGAGUUAGAUUUGCACCUAGUCCUACAGGGCAUCUACACCUGGGAGGCCUUAGAACAGCCUUGUACAAUUAUCUUUUUGCACGAGCCAAUGAUGGUUGUUUCAUUUUAAGAAUAGAAGAUACUGACCAGACCAGGAUCAUUCCAGAUGCCAUGCAAAAAUUGCAGGACGAUCUGUUUUGGGCUGGAAUCAUUCCUGACGAGGACCCAAUUAGGGGCGGACCAACUGGACCUUAUAUACAAUCAAAACGUAUAGAACUGUACAAAGAGCAAGUGCUCACCCUUUUAAAUAAUGAAUCAGCUUACUACUGCUUCUGUAGUGAACAUAGGCUAGAUUUAAUAAGAAAGGAUGCAAUGAGAUUAAAACAGAAACCGAAGUAUGAUAACAGAUGCAGGUAUCUUACCAAAGAAGAAGUUAAAAAUAGGAUACGAAAAGGAGAACAACACUGCAUUAGAUUUAAACUCACAUCAAAUCCAGAUCCAUUUGUAGAUCUUGUUUAUGGUGAAAUAGCAUAUGAUGUUGCUCAAAACGAGGGUGAUCCAAUUAUUAUUAAAAGCGACGGCUAUCCGACAUAUCAUUUCGCCAAUGUAGUCGAUGAUCAUUUCAUGGAAAUAUCUCACGUUCUACGCGGAAUAGAAUGGCAAAUAUCAACCCAAAAGCAUUUGCUACUCUACAAGGCAUUCGGUUGGAUUCCACCACGAUUUGGACAUUUGCCGCUUAUUUUGAAUCCAGACGGUACAAAACUUUCCAAAAGACAGGGUGACAUUACAGUUGAAGCUUACAGGAAACAAGGAAUAUUUCCUUUGGCUUUAUUGAACUUUAUAACCCAUGCCGGGGGAGGUUUUUCUCGAGAACAAGGCGGGCAACGAUGUUACAGUUAUGAAGAACUUAUUAAACAGUUCGACAUAACAAAAAUAAACGUGAAUUCAACGAAGCUUAGUCCAGAAAAACUCUUGGAAUUUAAUAAAAUGGAGAUAUCGCAGUUAUUAGCAAAUGACGAUAAUUGCAAAUUUCUUGUGCAGCGUGUUAGCAAACUUGUAUUGGAAACAUUUCCUGACAGGGUCAAAGAUGGCAGUUUACAACUGAAUGAAGACCACAUUUUGUCCGUUCUCAAAUGGGCACAGCACAGGAUUUCAAAACUGAGUGACUUGGUCUCAUCGGAUCUAGCUUUUCUAUGGGUAGUACCCUCUGCUCAAGAAACACAUUCACCUCAACCAAAGGACAUUCAACUGCUUCGAACUCUUAGUGAAAAACUUUCAAGCUUUGAUGAAGGCAAUUUCCAAAAAAAUUCAUUAAAAAAUUGUCUUAAAGAAUUUGCAGAUAAUAAUGAGAUUCCAUUCCCGACACUGAUGAACUUGUUACGUAGCACAUUAAGCGGAUUGAAGAGCGGACCAGGUGUUGCCGAAAUGAUGGAAAUCAUGGGAAAGGAAACAACGUUGAAUAGACUGAAGCAAUCGAUUUCUUAAGCCCAGGAAAGUCUCGGAUAGUUGUAAAUGAAUGAUGUAAAUAUAUUUGCCCCACUUAGCAUAUGAGCACAUGAUGUUUAUGUUGGCUCAAGCAUACAGAGAGGACAAUAAUCUCUUUCCAACUGUUUCUCUUUGAACCCUGAAUCAUGAAUCAUGGACUAUCAAAUGCUGUGUAGAGGGAUACAAGAUCAAUUUUAACCUAAUGAAUAAGACUGUGAUUAAACAUUUACCAAAUACAUUGUUACUCCCUUAUGUAUGUAAUUAUGUACAUAUAUACAUCAAUAUGCUGAUGUCGAUUAAGGAAAUCACAAUUUUUCCAAGAGAGUCAUUUCCAUAAUAAUUAAUACUUAUAGCACAAUUAUGUAUAUAAAUAUGUCUCAUGUUCCUCAAUGCUAUCUUAGUAAGUAGACAUCUUAAAAAAAGCAUUGCCGUGUAUAGUAUUCUACGCUUGUAUGAACAAAAACAUGGCAUCAUCGAGCUAAUGCUUGGAACAAUAUAAUUCUCACCUGUUAAAUAACUCAAUAAAUCAUAAACUAUGAAA
Cephus cinctus (wheat stem sawfly) is the source of this 2352-nucleotide messenger RNA. RefSeq names its product probable glutamate--tRNA ligase, mitochondrial (gene GluRS-m). The transcript has 8 exons. Gene Ontology annotation, molecular function: ATP binding; zinc ion binding; glutamate-tRNA ligase activity. The coding region runs from base 276 to 1811 and encodes 511 amino acids. Gene Ontology annotation, biological process: glutamyl-tRNA aminoacylation. NCBI's taxonomy places the organism in Eukaryota, Metazoa, Arthropoda, Insecta, Hymenoptera, Cephidae. The record is from RefSeq and is a predicted model, not a curated record.